Molecule: messenger RNA, 1879 nt
Organism: Salvia splendens (bonfire salvia)
Lineage: Eukaryota; Viridiplantae; Streptophyta; Magnoliopsida; Lamiales; Lamiaceae
Product: fructokinase-1-like
Source: RefSeq, a predicted model, not a curated record
AAAGAUAGCCAGUGAGAGAGAAGAAGAUAAACAGCAGCUGAUUUUUCAAUCCAAAUGCAAAUCUCCAAACUGCUUUGCUUCUGAUCAUCAUCUUCAUCCAUUGCAUUCAAUUCACCCGAUUCCGCCGUCGAUAAUUCCUGCUGAAUGCAUAAUCAAGCUGCAAUAUCCCUCAAAUCCAGUUAUGCCCUCUUUUCUUCCUCCCCAAACGCCCUCCAAAACCCUAAAUCCUGCCUCUCGCUUGUCAGACGGCGUUGCAGCUACUAUUCGCUGCUGAAAUGCAGAGGAAUCGAGAUUCCGGCGGUCUCCAAGCAGCGCGUCGCUUCUCUCUGCGUCGGCGCCGGCUCGGUGGAGGAUGACAGGAUUAAAUCCGUUGGAGUUAAGGAAAUCGACGUCGCCACGCUUGGGAAUUUGUGCGUCGAUAUAGUGCUCAGUGUUCCUGAGCUGCCGCCGAAGCCCUUGGAUGAGCGCAAAGCCUAUAUGGAUGAGUUGUCCAAGUCGCCUCCUGAUAAGAAAUACUGGGAAGCUGGUGGCAAUUGCAAUAUGGCUAUAGCUGCAGCUAGAUUGGGACUUAAUGUUGUUACAGUUGGUCAUGUUGGGGAUGAAAUCUAUGGUCGUUUCCUCUUUGAUGUACUCCAUGAUGAAGGAAUUGGUAUGGUUGAAAUGAACGAACAGAAAACUGUGGCAAAUCUGAAAGACUAUGAAACUCUUCUGUGCUGGGUUUUAGUUGACCCCCUGCAAAGGCAUGGUUUUUGCAGCCGUGCAGAUUUCAGUGCGGAACCUGCAUUUAGUUGGAUGAGCAGUCUUUCCAUAGAAGCAAAGAUGGCUAUAAGAAGGUCAAAGAUUGUUUUCUGCAAUGGUUAUGGAUUCGACGAACUUUCGCCUAGCUUGCUUGUGACUGCUCUAGAUUAUGCCGUUGAAGUGGGUACAUCAGUCUUUUUUGACCCUGGCCCACGAGGGAAAUCUCUUCAAACUGGAACCCUCGAAGAGCGAAAAGCCCUUGAGAAGUACUUGAGGAUGAGUGAUGUUCUUCUAUUAACUUCUGAAGAGGCUGAAUCAUUGACUGGCGUUGAGGACCCUAUAUUAGCAGGUCAAGAGCUGCUCAAGGAAGGAAUUCGGACAAAGUGGGUGAUUAUUAAAAUGGGUCCAAGAGGUUCUUUAUUCACCCCUUCAAGUAUCUCCUGUGCCCCUGGAUUUAAGGUUGAUGUCAUAGACACCGUUGGAUGUGGAGACAGUUUCGUGGCCGCCAUUGCAUUUGGUUUUAUACACAAAAUGUCUCUGGUUUAUACAUUGACCAUUGCAAAUGCUGUAGGUGCUGCAACUGCUAUGGGUUGCGGUGCUGGUAGAAAUGUCGCUGCCCUGAAGCAGGUAAUGGAACUUGUCAAAGGAUCAAACCUCAAAGAAGACAACAAGUUCUGGGAGGACUUGCUAAGGGCGCACACGGAUGCAGAGCAGAUCACACUGCUCACAGAAAUUGCUGUAAAUGGAAAUAGCAGUCACGUUCAACCCAUCUCCUUGCAGAAAGUGAUCUCUGAACUGAUACCCAAGCUUGAAUGCGCAGAUCGAAAGCAGGUUGGAGUAUGUUGAUUAGCAGUAUGGAUUUCUUAUUCGAGAUAACGGGUGAUACAAGAGAGAAGAUAUUGUUUGGAAUGCAACACUCUGGACAACCAGCUGAACUUAGAACAGUGGGGAUUCUGGUAAUUUUUGCAUCAAAUUAGAGUUAGAUUUAUAUUGUUUGCCAAUUUUAACUGGUGUAUUUUGAUUAAAUCCAUCUUAGUUAGUACAGCUUCCAUGUCAAAAUUCUGCAAUUAUUGGCUAGGCUUUAUAUUAUAGUACUAUAUGGCAGAGGUGUAUCAUCUUAAUGGCAUGAUUUUUUGUGAUA